Molecule: messenger RNA, 1472 nt
Organism: Paramecium octaurelia
Lineage: Eukaryota; Ciliophora; Oligohymenophorea; Peniculida; Parameciidae
Source: the annotation of a GenBank genome assembly
AUGAAUGUUUCUCUAAAAGACAUAAUUCCGAACAAAACCUCAUCGCAAUUCAACCUCAACAAAAUUAGGUUCAAGAUCUCUAAGAAAGUGGAAUCCUAUUGUUAAUGCAAUCAAAGGAACUGUCUGAUUUGUGCUCGUAAGCGUUCUUCGUCAAUGCUAAGCAUGAAAAACUCGAUUGUUGUCGAUGAGAACUCUCCUGUGUCCAAACGCACGGUCGAACAACCAAAGCCAAUCUAGCCAUUCAAUCGAUCCAUUUCCAGACAAUAAUCCAAUCACAUGGGGAGAGUCUCAGUCAAUAUCUCAAAUACAACAACUACAACAAACAUUUAUGGUAGAACCAGGAAAACUUCAGUGGAGUGCUCGCCUCCCAAAGACAACAGUAUCAAAUUUAAUCUACCCCUUAUUUAGUUGUUGGCAGACACUCCUUUAAAUACUUAUACGUGAUUGGGAAGGGAGGCUUUGGGAAAGUUUGGAGAGUGGAAAUGAAGGCCAAUAAAUAGGAGUACGCAUUAAAAGAAAUGAUUAAAGCAAAGUAAGCCAAGAAUACAUUAACUAAAGGAUCAUAUCUAAACGAUCAGUUAAUUCAGUUAUGAAUGAGAAAUACCUUCUCGAGCAUCUCAAACAUCCCUUCCUUGUAAACAUGCAUUACGCAUAUCAAGAUAGAGAAAAUCUUUACUUGGUUCUUGACCUUCUCAGAGGAGGUGAUCUUCGUUAUCACAUUGGUAGACAAAAGAGAUUCACAGAAGAAUAAACAAGUAAAUAUUAAAAUUUAUAAAUCAGAGUUUUUUGUGUGUUGUAUCUUGUUAUCCUUGCAAUACUUGCAUUAAAAUGGUAUCAUCCACAGGGACAUCAAGCCUGAGAAUUUGGUGUUCGAUAAGGACGGCUACUUAAGAUUGACUGAUCUUGGAGUGGCAAGAUUAAAUAAAGACUCUUCAGCCAGUGAUACCUCAGGAACUCCUGGCUAUAUGGCUCCAGAAGUCAUGUGUAGAAUGGAUCAUUCAUUCCCAGUAGACUAUUAUGCAGUAGGAGUCAUAGCAUUCGAAUUACUCCUUGGAAAACGUCCAUAUAAUGGGAGAAACAGAUAAGAAAUUAGAGAGUAGAUUUUGGCUAAGCAAGUUUAGAUGAGAGAUGACAAAUACUCAGCCAAAGUUUAAGACUUUAUUAAUCGCGUAAGUAUUCCCAUAAUCGUAGUUAUUGAUACGUAAACCCUAACAGAGAUUAGGUGCUUAGGGAAUACAUGAGUUGUUUGAGCAUCCUUGGCUUAGCAAUUACAAUUGGGGUAGAUUGUUAAACAAAGAGAUCAAAGCACCUUACAUACCAGGAGUACACAUAUAAUAAUGACUUAGAGCAUAGAUGGCAAUUUUGAUUACCAAAGCCAGAUAUCUGCUGACUCUGAACCUCAGGAAGAAGCUUCAACCUUAUUAAGAAGAAAGAGUGUUUAAUGUUUAUUUGAAGGAUAUAAAUAUUUUUGA